Messenger RNA from Miscanthus lutarioriparius, 2706 nucleotides. Lineage: Eukaryota; Viridiplantae; Streptophyta; Magnoliopsida; Poales; Poaceae. The record is from the annotation of a GenBank genome assembly.
AUGCAUCGCCUAGCUGCUGCCAAGCUCGUGUUGCUCUGCUGCUGCUGCUGCUUGUUCCUCGCCACGCAGCAGCAGCAGCAGCUCCAGCCAGCCGCCGGUGGUAACAGAGCGAGCCCGAGCUGCAUACCACACGAGAGGGACGCCCUGCUGGCAUUCAAGCACGGCGUCACCAGCGACCGUCGCGGCGUCCUCAGCUCCAACCGAACUGGCCACGUCCACGAGCUUCGACUUGGAGGUGGACGCACCUUCCGACCAGAUUUGGUCGGCCAGAUAAGUCCUUCUUUGCUGGCUCUGGAUCACCUAGAGCACCUUGACCUCAGCUGGAAUGAUCUAGCAGGGCCAACGGGUCGUCUUCCCGAGUUCUUGGGCUCUCUAAAGAAUCUCAAGUAUCUUAACCUCUCUGGCAUACCAUUCUACGGUGGCGUGCCUCCCCAGCUUGGCAACUUGUCAAGGCUGCAGUAUCUAGAUCUUUCCAUCUGGAGAGGCACGAACUCAACGGAUCUCUCAUGGUUAACACACAUUCCUUCCAUACAAUAUCUUAACUUGGACGGAGUGAACCUCAGCACAGUAGCGGAUUGGCCUCGUGUCAUGAAUAUGCUUCCUUCUUUGAGGGCCCUCCAUCUUUCACACUGCUCUCUUGCAAGCGCAAACCAGUCGCUGCCACACCUGAACCUUACAAAUCUCGAGGAGCUCGAUGCCUCCAGGAACUCCUUCCACCAUCCAAUGGUGACCAGCCGCUACACUAGUAUGUACGGUCAAUUUCCGGAUGCUCUGGGAGACAUGACAUCCCUGCAAGUCCUUGAUCUUUCAUCUAAUUAUUAUGAUGAUGACUAUGACGAUGGGAAGGACCGCAUCAUGACCAUGGAUCUGAAGAAUCUAUGCAAUUUGGAGGUUCUCAACCUUGAUUUCUCUCACUUAUAUGGCAACGUAGCUGAGUUGUUUAGGAAUCUACCUCGAUGUUCACCCAACAAAUUGCAAGAAUUGGACCUCGGUGGGAACUACAUCACAGGACAUGUUCCAUAUGAGAUUGGUAAGCUUAGUAAUCUGACCCAUCUGUAUCUAUAUGCAAAUAAACUGGAUGGCACGAUAACUGAGGAACAAUUUGCUAGUGCAAGGAGCUUGCAAUGUAUAGACUUGUCAUAUAAUGCCCUGAAGAUUGAGAUCAGCUCGGACUGGCAACCACCAUCUACAUUAGAGUAUGUAUACUUUGCAUCCUGCCAGAUGGGCCCACUGUUUCCUGGGUGGCUUCAGUGGAAUGUGAGCAUCACCGAUCUUGAUAUCUCGAGUGCAGGUAUAGCUGAUAGGCUUCCACAGUGGUUCUCCGAUGCCUUUUCAAAUGCCAAAUUCAUGAACAUCUCCAACUAUCAACUCAACGGAACUUUGCCGGCUGAUAUGGGCUCCAUGUCACUUCUAUACCUCGACCUCAGUUCAAACAAAUUAACUGGUCAGAUACCCACGCUGCCACCAAACAUAACGUGGUUGGACUUAUCCAAUAACUUGUUGUUAGGACUCACUGGUCACUCUGCUGUUGGAUCCGUCAAUCUAGAAUCAUUGUCUUUGUUCUCCAACCGACUCACUGGUCAUAUUCCUGAAUCUUUUUGUAAAUAUCAGCAAUUAUUUGUGUUGGACUUGUCCAAAAAAAUUUUGGAGGGAGAACCACCGUUGUGCCUCGGGGUAACGGAAUCUAUGGGAUUUGUAGCCUUAAGUAACAAUAGUUUGUCAGGAAAGUUCCCGUCUUUUCUGCAAAACUUGACAAAUGUGCUCUUCCUAGAUUUGUCUUGGAAUAAAUUCUCUGGAAGAUUGCCAAUGUGGAUUGGAAGCUUAACAUCAUUAAGAGUUAUACGAUUAAGUCACAACAAGUUCUUUGGUAGCAUUCCAAUGAACAUCACAAACCUUUCUUGCCUUCAGUACAUGGAUCUAAAUAACAAUAAGAUAUCAGGCUCUCUGCCGAUCUACCUAUCAAAUCUUCAAUUUAUGACAAACACAUCCAUGAUGGGUUGUUAUGUCGGCAAUGGGACAAUUGAUACUGAUCUUAAUAGUUUGUCUACAGUCUGGAAGGGGCAGGAAUUGAACUAUGGUUCCAUUCAAAGAAUUUUCGACACAAGGAUGAUGAGCAUUGAUUUAUCUUCAAACAACAUAACUGGACAAAUUCUAGAAGAAAUAGUUGUUCUUGAUGCCCUUGUGAAUUUGAAUCUAUCAAGGAACCACUUGACUGGAGUUAUUCCAAAGAAGAUCGGGGAAAUGCGAUCACUGCAAUCAUUGGACCUCUCGAGGAACAUGCUUUCAGGGGAAAUACCAGCCACUCUGUCAAAUCUGACGUUCUUAAGUUACUUGGAAUUAUCAUACAAUGAUCUUACAGGAAGAAUUCCAUCGGGAGUACAGCUUGAUACCCUCUAUGCAGAGUAUCCAUCUAUGUACAUUGGCAACGUCGGUCUUUGUGGACAUCCUCUUCAAAACAAUUGCUCGAGCGAGCGUCCUGCACCAAAGCAGGGUGGCCUGGGAAGAACUGAAGAAGGUUAUGGGAUACCAUUCUUUUAUCAUGGACUCGGGUACGGCUUCGUGGUUGGUACAUGGAUUGCAUUUGGUGUUUUGUUGUUCAAGAGAAACUGGAGAAUUGCUUGCUUUAGACUCUCGGACAAGUUGUACGACAAAGUAUAUGUCCUUGUUGCUACAUGGGCAAGAGCAAGACAAACACAAACUGAUUAG